This is a messenger RNA of Protopolystoma xenopodis, 480 nucleotides long. Lineage: Eukaryota; Metazoa; Platyhelminthes; Monogenea; Polystomatidea; Polystomatidae. The record is from the annotation of a GenBank genome assembly.
AUGCUCACUAUCACGCAGUCUUGGGAAAUAAGGCCACUUCCUCUGAGACAAAGUGGCAAAUUAAUGACAGGCUCUAAGAGACCAGGUUCUCCAGGCUAUGAAAAUCUGUUGAAUUUGGGAGGCAAAGACCAAGGAACUUGUCUGUCGACGGGACUCGGACUUGCUGGUAUGAGUGCCGUAAAUGUGACUGGGGGCACAGUUGGAGCACCCGGUGGCGGCGGUGCGGGAGCGGGGGGAUGCGGAGGAGCAAUUGCUGGAGCUGGUACAGCAGCAAUAGGACCAGGACACGGAGAGGCAGCAGGCGCAGGCGUGGGUGUUGGAUCUGCGGAAGAGCUGGUCUACCAGAGUGGUCAAAGUCUUGCCUCGCCUCCAGGAAUGGGCAUUCAGACAGCAAAUGCGGCUGUCAGGCAAAUUACGCCUAACCAAGAGGUGAUCACUUCUAAUUAUCAUAUUCAACAAUGCCAAAGCCAUCGAGUUUAA